Messenger RNA from Marmota flaviventris (yellow-bellied marmot), 1388 nucleotides. NCBI's taxonomy places the organism in Eukaryota, Metazoa, Chordata, Mammalia, Rodentia, Sciuridae. The record is from RefSeq and is a predicted model, not a curated record.
ACCAACGGAGGGGGAGGUGCCACGCGUGCGGCAGGCCUCUGAUCAGCGCACCAGCGGAGCGGGCGCGUACUUUUUUCGCCUCCGACGUGUUUCCGGCCUUAAAGGCAUUUCGCCCUUCCCUUUAAGACGCACCGCCCCCUCUCAGUCACUCCCAAGAUGGCGGACCUACUGGGCUCCAUCCUGAGCUCUAUGGAGAAGCCACCCAGCCUCGGUGACCAGGAGACUCGGCGCAAGGCCCGAGCGUUAAAUUCCCGAGCUGCCCAGGGGGAUCGUGAUGUUGAUUGGAGGGAUAAGAAUGCCCCGGUGGGUCCGAUUGGCCGUAGUCUCCCCGCCUGUGCUUUCCGAGUAGCUUCCCAGCACGCGGCCUCGAGUUCGGCAGCCAGCCUAGGGCGCGGCCCUGCGGAGGAGGAAAAGUAUUCCAAGCAUACGGAACAACAGGUGCAAAGGCACGGAAUGAUUAGAAGAAUGGAAAAAGAGCAGGCUGCCCGCCUGAAGAAACUACAAGAGCAAGAGAAACAACAGAAAGUGGAGUUUCGUAAAAGGAUGGAGAAAGAGGUGUCAGAUUUCAUCCAAGACAGUGGGCAGAUCAAGAAAAAGUUUGAGCCUAUGAACAAGAUAGAGAGGAGCAUCCUACAUGAUGUAGUGGAAGUGGCUGGCCUGACAUCCUUCUCCUUUGGGGAAGACAAUGACUGUCGCUAUGUCAUGAUCUUCAAAAAGGAGUUUGCACCCUCAGAUGAAGAGCUGGACUCCUACCGUCAUGGAGAGGAGUGGGACCCCCAGAAGGCAGAAGAGAAACGGAAGCUGAAGGAGCUGGCUCAGCAGCAGGAGGAAGAGGCAGCCCAACAGGGACCUGCAGUGGUGAGCCCUGCCAGUGACUACAAGGACAAGUACAGCCACCUCAUUGGCAAAGGAGCAGCCAAGGAUGCGGCCCACAUGCUACAAGCCAACAAGGCCUAUGGCUGUGUGCCUGUGGCCAACAAGAGGGACACACGCUCCAUUGAAGAGGCCAUGAAUGAGAUCCGAGCCAAGAAGCGUCUGCGGCAGAGUGGGGAAGAGUUGCCAACUACCUCCUAGGCUCCCCACCCAGCACCCUUUGACCUCUGGGCAGGACAGGAGGCAGGGAGGGACAAGGCUGCUGCUAUUAGGACCCAUCCUGGAGCCCCACCUCCUAACCGCCUCCUGCCAGCUGUCACUCAGGCUGGGGGGAAGCAGGUGUUCGAUGUGUCACUGUUGGAGCUUGGAUAUGUAUGUGGUGUGUGUGUUUGUGUGAAAGAAGAGUGUGAAUGUGUAGGUGGGUAUUUAAUCUGUAUUAUUCUUUGUUCUUCUUGGAACUUCCUUCCCCAUGGGGCUGGGGUUACUUUACAUUCAAUAAACACUUUUUGACCCAA